Messenger RNA from Anopheles aquasalis, 1133 nucleotides. RefSeq lists its product as uncharacterized. NCBI's taxonomy places the organism in Eukaryota, Metazoa, Arthropoda, Insecta, Diptera, Culicidae. Gene Ontology annotation, biological process: detection of chemical stimulus involved in sensory perception of smell; sensory perception of smell. Gene Ontology annotation, molecular function: olfactory receptor activity; odorant binding. The record is from RefSeq and is a predicted model, not a curated record. Gene Ontology annotation, cellular component: plasma membrane.
AUGGAAUAUAUCCGCAAGCUGCACAAGUACAAAUCGUUCCACUUUGUGGCGAGCGAUCCGGAGUCGGGCAACGCGGAGAUUGUUGAGUACAUUGAGAACUUCCUGCGUUUGAUAGGUGUUUCGAUUUUCAAGCGCAAAUGGAAUUUCUGCAAUAUCGUGUUCGUUGUUGGAAUGACGAUGUUCCCACUGUACAUGGCAUGUGUCUGCUACACCUGCUUUCUGUACCGGCACGACACCAGUAAGCUCAUAUUCUGUAUCACAACGAUGGGCUUCAAUUUCCAGGCCGUCGUUAAGAUAUUUUUCUUCACCAUUCGCCGCAGUAGGGUGCUUACAUUGAACGACUUCAGCACCGAGCACUACCGAUCUGUGAUGCGCGAGAGUGAUCGUGUGCAGGGUGUGAUUUGCAAAAAUCUGAGCCUUAUUUUCGUCAUCUUCAAGGGAACGUUUUACGUGUACCAGAUAUUGAUGUUAACGGCGUUGAUUUUACCAGUGAUGGUGUCCUUCUUCCUGGGGGACCUAAUUUUGCCGUUUGGUUUUAUUUUGCCAUUUGUCAACCCAGAGGAAACCACUGGAUACGUGGUAAAUUAUAUUUUACAGACAAUAAUUUCUUACUAUUACUAUGGCAUAUCGGCCGGCUCGGAUAUAGCUAUCAUCUACAAUCUGCUAACAGCCUCCGGGCAACUGGACUGCAUGCUGGCGUUGGUCGAAGAGCUGAACGAUCAGUUGACUCAGGGAACCGCACCUGCAGCAAUCCGUCGGAAGAUCGUGCAGAUCAUCCAGCUUCACCAGUUCCAUCGCGAAUACCUGAAGAAGCUGAUGCACUUCCUCUAUCUCUACCACGUUGGAGCCAUCGGGAGCACCAUCUUCUCGAUCAUCAUCUCGGUCUUAGGAUUCGUAUUGGUGCGUGAAUAAUAGCAGUAGUAGGAAGGCCCUUCCUUGUAUUUCAAACCGUUUACAUCAUUUUACAGCUUCGGUGGUACACGGGGAUCGUGGUAGGCGCGCUUGCUUCCUUACAACUGUUCUAUGUCUGUUUUCUUGGAACUUGCUUCGAAAUUAAGGUAUUUGGGAUAACGAUAUGUCUCACAUUGUCUCUACCUUUCUGCUAUAUGAUACCCUGUUCUAUCAAAUGCGAC